This is a messenger RNA of Austrofundulus limnaeus, 1539 nucleotides long. RefSeq names its product WD repeat domain 77 (gene wdr77). Gene Ontology annotation, cellular component: methylosome. Gene Ontology annotation, biological process: oocyte axis specification. The transcript has 10 exons. Lineage: Eukaryota; Metazoa; Chordata; Actinopteri; Cyprinodontiformes; Rivulidae. Gene Ontology annotation, molecular function: protein binding. Bases 292 to 1302 code for a protein of 336 amino acids. The record is from RefSeq and is a predicted model, not a curated record.
AAAAUCAAAAAGUGACCCGGAGCAGGAAGUUUAUGUCGACCGGUUUCCAUGUGUUCGCUUUUUCAUUCAUGUUAUUGGCGAAGCGCUAACUUUAAGCAGCACAAUUUUAGAUAAAAAUUAAAAAUAAAACAGACCUUGUGAUUUUAGAACACGGCCCCGUGUACUGUCCCCCCGUAUGUAGACCACAACCGCUCGUGCUGCCAAGCUAGCUGAAGUCGAAGUCGAGCUAAAGUGUUUUAGAAAAUUGAGAGUGGCGAUUUCAGGGUUUCUAUUUUAUUUUUAUUUUUUUGAAUGAAAACUGCACUUACCAGUAUGAUUAAGGAAAACAGGUGGAACAUCCCCCCCAAUGCUCCUGCUUGUAUGGAGAAGCACCUGUGCGCGGCUCAGUACCGAGCAGAUGGCACCCUGCUGAUCGGUGCCUCCAGCCUCGCUGGCAGGAACUGGCAGGGCUCUGUGUGGAUCUACAGUGAACCAGAGCACGCCCCCAACGAGGGAUUCUGCAAAGCUGGUGUGCAGACUGAGGCUGGAAUCACAGAUGUCAAAUGGGUGGCUGACCAGAAGGUUGUUGUCACAUCCGAUUCAGGUGCCUUGGAGCUCUGGGAACUGGCAGAGAACGAGCACCUGUUGGUGAAUUGUUUUACCAGAUACGAACACGACGAUGUGGUCACCACAGUGAGCCCUGUCGUUGGAGGAAGCGAUGUUGUGACUGGCAGCAUGGACUGCCGAAUUAAAGUCUGGGAUCUCAGUCAGGAAACUGUUGUCACAACCUACAACGUUCACACACAGCCUGUUAAUAGUGUUGCCUGCAGCCCUACUGAUGAGUCUCUCUUCAUCUCCUGUGGUCAAGACGGCCGAGUGUUGAUGUGGGACAGGAGGAAGCCAAACAAACCAGCCUCAAAAAUCGAUGUUGAGUCCCCGAAUUGCUCAGCUACCGCUGUUGCUUGGCACCCCCACCACAGAAGCACCAUCGCUUUUGGCGACGAGCUGGGCAGAGUGACCGUUAAAGACUUUCUGGGAACUGAACCGGCCAGAGUGAAGACGGUCCACAGCCGCAGAGUUAACAACCUGGCCUUCUCCACAAACAGUGUUGUGUUACUGGCCUCCACCAGUGACGACUGCUCCCUCGYCGUUAUGAACGCUGAGCUGCAAGAAAUGCUCAGAGAUCGGCGGCACCGGGACUUUGUCAAAGGUGUUUGCUGGCUUCACGAGAGCUCCACCGCUCUCACAACCGUAGGCUGGGAUCACCUUGUUCUUCAUCACACCGUGACUCCAGCUGCUGGAUCUUCUGGUUCCUCGCCUUAGACUGUGUACGAUCACCUUUGAAAAAGUAACAAAACUUCUUUGCCUGAGGUGUCCGUGUAUUUCUGGGUUAAAUUUAACAGGUGAAUAGAUCUGAAGCAUCUGACUCACUUCAGAUCUGUGCGCACUUAUUUCAACUCCACCCACUUCCACCGUACUGUACAACAUUUCCACGUGUGAGAACAUUUAUUUGUAUUACUUUGUUUUUCAUUAAAGCUAACUUUAACAUUGACACAGAAA